GAGAGAGAUUAGUAGCCUCUCUGCACAUUUCAGUUACUUUUUCAUUUAUCAAUUGACAUUUCGGUUUGUAAUAUGGCUCCAAAAUAUAAGUUGAUAUAUUUCCCUGUCAAAGGGCUAGCCGAGCCUAUUAGAUUCUUGUUUGCUUAUUUGGGUGAAGACUUUGAAGAUUACCGUUUUAACCGAGAGGACUGGCCAAGAAUAAAACAAACUACUCCGUGGGGUAAAUCCCCCGUGCUGGAAGUGGAUGGUAAGGCUGUGUCUCAGUCCAUCGCUAUCUGCCGCUACUUGGCCAAGGAGGCAGGACUGUGCGGAGCAGAUCACUGGGAGGACCUCCGUAUCGACGAGAUCGUAGACUCCAUCAAUGAUCUUCGAGCCGAAUUGGCUAAGGUUGCCUACGAGUCAGAUGAGAAGAGAAAAACAGCCUUGCGUGUCCCUCUGGUCAAUGAGAUUGUUCCAUUCUACAUGAGGAGACUCAAUGACAUUGUUAAGAACAAUAACGGCUAUCUAGCAAACAAGAAGUUGUCAUGGGCGGACCUGUACUUUGCUGCCAUCCUCGACUAUCUCAGUCACAUCUAUGGAUCUGAUUUGACAUCUGGAUAUCCUUAUCUGAAGGCGUUGAAAGACAAAGUCUAUACAAUACCCAGGAUCAAGACGUGGAUAGAUCGCAGACCAGACACUGAUCAUUAACUGUCACCAUAAAAUGUAUAAAUUGUACAAAAUAGCAAAAUAUUGUGAA
This is a messenger RNA of Macrosteles quadrilineatus (aster leafhopper), 736 nucleotides long. RefSeq names its product glutathione S-transferase-like. Bases 73 to 687 code for a protein of 204 amino acids. The transcript is spliced from 4 exons. NCBI's taxonomy places the organism in Eukaryota, Metazoa, Arthropoda, Insecta, Hemiptera, Cicadellidae. Gene Ontology annotation, biological process: glutathione metabolic process. Gene Ontology annotation, molecular function: glutathione transferase activity. The record is from RefSeq and is a predicted model, not a curated record.